AUGGCUCGCGGUGGGCAAGGCAGCAAAGGAGGUGGAAAGGCGCAAAUGGCUCAGCCGCCAAUCACAAAGUACAGGAAGAACAUCGGAACCUACCAGCGGGACAAUUCAAACAAAGAUGCGACUAGAGACUUCAAAACUAAAGCGGACAUUCGAAAAUCGACUUCUGUGACGAACGAGACAAAAUGGAUGGGAAGUGCAUUAGUAGGCAUUCUCUGUUUGCUUUUUGCAUUGUACGGCUUGAUGUUCUACAUUUUCUCCAAACCACCAACGGUGCCUUAA
Molecule: messenger RNA, 279 nt
Organism: Oikopleura dioica
Lineage: Eukaryota; Metazoa; Chordata; Appendicularia; Copelata; Oikopleuridae
Source: the annotation of a GenBank genome assembly